Molecule: messenger RNA, 735 nt
Organism: Ramularia collo-cygni
Lineage: Eukaryota; Fungi; Ascomycota; Dothideomycetes; Mycosphaerellales; Mycosphaerellaceae
Product: related to emopamil-binding protein
Exons: 3
Coding region: 1-735 (244 amino acids)
Biological process (GO): sterol biosynthetic process
Cellular component (GO): endoplasmic reticulum; membrane
Molecular function (GO): cholestenol delta-isomerase activity; steroid Delta-isomerase activity; C-8 sterol isomerase activity
Source: RefSeq, a predicted model, not a curated record
AUGUCGGUAAUGGAGAACGUCGCGUCCAAUGCCACCAAGAUGGCACAGGUCGUUGCCGACAACCCAUACUAUCCCAUUGGAAGCUACAUUGCUGGAUAUGCCGCAAACGAAUGGGGCGUUCCGGCCCUGCUCAGCGUCUUCUUCGGAGCCUGCUUCGUCCUCUUCUCGGCAACCUACUUCGUGGCCAAGCGGGUGCAACCAAACUUGACCAAAAAGGAACUGUUCACGACCAUGUGGUUUGUGCUCUCUGGAGCCAUCCACAUCUUCUUCGAGGGCUACUACGCCCGUCACUACGCAACUCUCGGCGCAAAGCAGUCGCUCAUCGGUCAAAUGUGGAAGGAGUAUGCCUUUUCGGACUCGCGAUACCUCACCAAUGAUGCCUUCGUCCUGUGCAUGGAAACGGUCACUGCAACAUGCUGGGGCCCCGGAUGUAUCAUUGUGGCCGGUUUGAUCAUUCUGCGACACCCAAUGCGGUACCCACUGCAGUUGAUUGUGUCCUUGGGACAGUUCUAUGGCGACAUCCUCUACUACGCUACGAGCUUCUUUGAUCACCACAUGCUGGGAAUCACAUAUUACCGACCGGAGGCCUUCUACUUCUGGUUUUACUUCUUCUUCAUGAACUUCAUCUGGAUCGUUAUCCCAGGCAUGUUGAUCUACCAAAGCGUGGUGCACUCUGCUGCUGCCAUUGGCACGGUUCAGAAGAUGCAGUCCACGAUUGUCAAGAAGGGUCAAUAG